AUGGAUAAUCAACCCCCAAGGCAUGGAAGUUCAACUUUUGGUCAUAGAGUGCUUCAUCAUGAUCGUGAAGAAGCAGAUCGAAGAUUAUGGAAUGAUUAUUUUUCAGAGUAUCCAAAAUAUUCUGAAGCAAUGUUUCGUAGACGAUUUCGAAUGAGUCAAAAUUUGUUCCUACGAAUUGCCAAUGCUGUUAAAGGCCAUGGCAACUAUUUUGUGCAACGGAAGGAUAGAAUCGGUAGACUGGGCUUAUCUACUUUACAAAAAGUUACAUCGGUGUUUCGAGUUUUGGCGUAUGGAAUACCAGCAGAUGCAACAGAUGAAUAUAUCCAGAUUGGAGAAUCAACUACAAUUGAAAGUUUGAAGAGAUUCUGUCGAGCAGUUGUAGAGGUCUUCGGGGAGCGAUAUCUAAGAGCACCUGAUGCUAAUGAUGUUGCACGGUUGCUUCAAAUUGGCGAAAAAGCAUCUUAUUUGUUUUCAAAUCUUGCAAACGGUAUAGCACCUCCUUGUCAUUAUGUUAUUCAAGGACAACAGUACAACACUGGAUAUUAUUUAGCAGAUGGUAUAUAUCCAAAAUGGUCUACAUUGGUACAAACAAUUCAUGAACCUCGAGGGCCCAAAAAGAAGUUAUUUGCGAUGAUGCAGGAAGCGUGUAGAAAAGACGUAGAACGUGCAUUUGGAGUUCUCCAAUCACGAUUUUCAAUAGUCAAGGGACCGGCACGUUUUUGGGAUAAAUGUGUAUUGCAUGAUAUAAUGUCAUCUUGCAUUAUAAUGCACAAUAUGAUCAUUGAGGACGAACAUGAUGAGCAAGCAGAUAUACAAGGUUGGAAGGAAGCACCGACUCCUGAAGUUGAUAUAGCUAGAGAUGAGAAUAUUAUAUUUCAAGAAUUCCUUGCUCGGAAUAGACAAAUUAAAGAUAAAGAAGCUCAUUAUGCACUCCGUAAUGCAUUGAUUGAGCAUUUGUGGGAACGAUAUAGUAAUUCCGAUAAUUAAAUGUACUAGAUGUUGUAUGUUGUAUUAUUAUUGUGGAAUAAAUUAAAUUUUCAAAA
Molecule: messenger RNA, 1043 nt
Organism: Ipomoea nil (Japanese morning glory)
Lineage: Eukaryota; Viridiplantae; Streptophyta; Magnoliopsida; Solanales; Convolvulaceae
Exons: 2
Coding region: 1-987 (328 amino acids)
Source: RefSeq, a predicted model, not a curated record